AGGCUUCCAUUACUGAACUGAAGAAACGCCGCCGUAGAGAGUCCUCGCCUUUUUUUUUAUAUACUCACUCAUUUAAGUAAAUAAACUAGGUUACUCGUGAAUUAGGUGACCGUCGAGUGAAACACUACUCCCCUAGUCACCGUGGUAUGCUGUUUGAGUAGUAACCGGGAGUGUAGUUAGCGUUUUAUUCCCCCGUUUUAACUUUUUCUUAAGCGGCGUUUUUUCCGCCGUUUCUUUCCGCCGUUGCUCUCCGCUCUCUCUACCUAACUCUCUCUGUGUGCGAGCAGCGCGGCCUGCGACGCUGGUUUGGCCACGAGGCGCCGUCGGUACUAGUCGGUUCAGGGGCGAUGGCGGAGUUCGGUAACGGACUGGCGGAGGAAUCCCUGCUAGACUCAGACCCGGGACAUCCUGAGCUGGAGGACCCGGGCGUCGGCGACGAAGAGCCGGGGCUAGAAGAAGGAGAGGCCGCGAUUGAAGACCCGGAGCUGGAGGCAAUCAAAGCCCGGGUUAGAGAGAUGGAGGAAGAGGCAGAGAAGCUGAAGGAGCUCCAGAACGAGGUGGAGAAACAGAUGAACCUCAGCCCCCCACCAGUCGGCCCCGUCAUCAUGUCCAUCGAGGAAAAGAUGGAAGCAGACGGCAGAUCUAUUUAUGUUGGAAACGUGGACUACGGUGCCACGGCAGAAGAGCUCGAGGCUCAUUUUCAUGGCUGCGGUUCAGUAAACAGAGUCACCAUCCUGUGUGACAAAUACACAGGGCAUCCCAAAGGGUUUGCCUAUAUUGAGUUUGCAGACAAAGAGUCGGUUAGGACAGCCAUGGCUUUGGAUGAGUCCCUUUUCAGAGGAAGGCAGAUAAAGGUGGGCGCUAAAAGAACAAACAGACCAGGCAUCAGCACCACAGACCGCGGCUUUCCACGGGCUCGGUUCCGGUCACGGGGAGGAAGCUUCUCAUCGCGUGCACGCUACUACAGUGGCUACACACCACCCAGAGGCAGAGGACGGGCCUUCAGGUUUCAGGACCAGUGGAGGCUGACGACCCCUCCCCAGGUGGCGCAGGCCCCCCCCACUGUCUCCGCAGCGUCUCUCUCUCUCUCUGCUCCCGCUAUGCACACUCACCCCAUCCUGUCCGUGUGGGGGGGCGGGGGAGGGGGACAGGGCGACCACAGGCCCGCCGCGGGGGGCAUUUACUACAACAGCAAACGCUGAUGAUGCUUUUAGUCCCUUUUCACACUUCAACUCACUCACACGCACACACACACAUGGACGACAAACACACACACACACACCUGUUCAACAUGCACCACAGCACACUGCAGCACACACGGCACUUAACAGGCAGCCAAUCCAACACAUGAUUUAUAUACAAGAGAGCUGAAGCCAACAUAGCUGAGUGGCGGGCAGGCAAGUUUGCGUGAGAGUGAGGAAGGCAGGACCAGAGACGAGGGUGUUUUUUGGGGUGUACAGUGCGGACCUUAAGGCGCCCCCUUUCUCUGACUACGCGCAGUGCAGUCACGGCUUGUCUGAGGAAGGCUGACGAGCUAACGGCAUUGAUUAUUAAUUUAAUGAAUGGAGUGGGUCGGAGAUGUUAUUUUAGGGUGGGGGAAAAUAGGGGUGGGGUUUGUGUGGAGACUUUUUUUUUUUUUGAAAAGGGGGAGUGGGUUUGAACAAAUGUUCUGCUUUUUUUAUUUUUAUUUUUAACCCAUGAGUCUGUAAUUAGAGAAAAAAAAAAAUAAAGAAAUUGUGUAAAAAUGA
Molecule: messenger RNA, 1748 nt
Organism: Sebastes umbrosus (honeycomb rockfish)
Lineage: Eukaryota; Metazoa; Chordata; Actinopteri; Perciformes; Sebastidae
Gene: pabpn1
Product: poly(A) binding protein, nuclear 1
Exons: 7
Coding region: 348-1202 (284 amino acids)
Molecular function (GO): RNA binding
Source: RefSeq, a predicted model, not a curated record